Molecule: messenger RNA, 2464 nt
Organism: Oryza sativa Japonica Group (Japanese rice)
Lineage: Eukaryota; Viridiplantae; Streptophyta; Magnoliopsida; Poales; Poaceae
Product: rust resistance kinase Lr10
Biological process (GO): protein phosphorylation
Molecular function (GO): protein kinase activity; polysaccharide binding; ATP binding
Source: RefSeq, a predicted model, not a curated record
CUUGUUCAUCCCUCCCAAGAGUCUAUCUGCCAUGGCGAUUCCUGGAGCAUAUGCUCAUGCCGUGCAAGCUUUAGCUACUGGUAUCUUAUUUGUGGUUGUGAGUCUUGUACUGGAUCAUGUUGAAGGAAGGCAUCACAAGUGUCCUUCUUUCUCUUGCGGCCAUCUUAAGGGUGUAUCGGCUCCAUUCCGUCGGGCAGCUGAUCCACCUGGGUGCGGCAGCAAAUCUUACGAGCUGGUCUGCAGUGAUACCAAUGCUACAAUUCUCAUUGACAAUGCAACAUACCAUGUGAAUGAAAUCAACUACGACUACAGACGCUUUUGGGUCGUCGACGCCAACAUAGCCGGUAGCACUUGCCCUCUUCCGCAGUGGAAUCAUCUUCUUGAUCAGUACAAGCGCAAAGUCUCAGGCCACAGGAUUGAGAUCGAGUUGGCUCCUGGUGCAUAUAAUCAUGCUUACUUUGUUAGAUGCUCACGGGAGGUGAAGGACAAUGGUAUAUACAGGCCUGUCACUUGCGCAAGCUCCAACUAUUCUUUUAUCUAUGUGUUAUUAUCAAGUGAUUCAGACAACCCUGGUUACAUCGAAAGCCUGGAGCCUUCUUGUGGAUACCUGGCCAUGACUCUUCUGGGUGAUUGGAGCACGACAGUGCCUAGGAAUGCGAGCUAUGAAGAUGUCAAAAAGUUCAUGAGGGAAGGAUUCGCCAUUAGAUUUCCGCGCAUAUAUGGGGCCGGGAGUAUCAACGAGUGCCUAAUGGAUUCGAUAAGCGAAUUGCGCAAUGGAAUAGAACCAAGGUCUAGUACAGGCACUGCCAUCAGUGAUCGGCUUAUUGUCAUCUCUAUUAUUGACCUCCAUUUCUGGUUCUGCUUGAUUGGAUAUCCAUCAGGCAUCCUAAUAGCAUUUGGCAUGUGGAUUGUCAAGUGCAUAGCUGUGCUAUGCAGGUUCGUGUUGGUGCCGCUAGCGAUAUUGACCUUCCUUGCCCACAAGUAUUGGAAAACAAGGUUAGCAAUUGAUGCAGUUGAGAAGUUCCUACAGAUGCAGCAGGUUCUGGGUCCGACGAGGUACGCGUACACAGAUCUCACUGCAGUUACAAGCCAUUUCAGAGAUAAGCUAGGGCAAGGAGGCUAUGGAUCUGUAUAUAAAGGUGUGCUACUCUCCGGGGAUGUCCAUGUUGCCGUGAAGAUGUUGAAUGGCGCCUCCACCUACGAUGGGGAAGAGUUCAUCAGUGAGGUAUCUACAAUUGGUAGGAUCCACCAUGUUAACGUUGUGCGUCUAGUGGGGUUCUGCUCCGAAGAAUUGAGAAGGGCCCUUGUUUACGAAUACAUGCCUCAAGGAUCUCUAGAUAAGUACAUCUUUUCAUCCGAGAGAAGUUUCUCGUGGGACAAGCUUAAUGAGAUUGCUAUAGGCAUUGCUAGGGGGAUCAACUACCUGCACCAAGGGUGUGAUAUGCAGAUUUUGCACUUUGACAUUAAGCCGCACAACAUCCUUCUUGAUGAUAACUUUGUUCCAAAGGUCGCAGAUUUUGGCCUCGCUAAAUUGUACCCGAGGAACAAAAGUUUUGUAUCAGACAGGGCAUUACGAGGAACAGUGGGUUAUAUAGCUCCAGAGAUGGUGUCGCGAAGCUUUGGCGUCAUAUCUAGCAAGUGUGAUGUUUAUAGCUUUGGAAUGCUGCUACUUGAGAUGGCUGGAGGAAGAAGAAACGCUGAUCCAAAUACAAAUCCAAAUGCAAGUCAGUCAUACUACCCAUCAUGGGUGUAUGGGCAGCUAACAGGUGAACAAGUUGGUGAGACAUCAGGUGCUGCUGACAUGCAUGAGCUGCAGAAGAAGCUGUGCCUUGUUGGAUUAUGGUGUAUUCAGAUGAAAUCACACGAUCGGCCGACAAUGAGCGAGACCAUAGAGAUGCUCGAAGGGGAUGUCAAUGCGCUGCAAGUGCCUCCUAGGCCAUUCUUUUGUGAUGGGGAUUUUAUGCCUAAUGUGAUGGAUUCAUACCUUCAUUCCUCAGAGCUGACUGCCAUCUCGGAGGACGAUGGCGCAAUUGAAUUCGCUAGUAACUAGGUUAUAAUCGAAGUGUUCAUUUGCUAUUUUGCUGUGUGGUGAUCCUGGGAUGUCUUUGUCUGUUUUUCUGAGAACGGUGCUUGGGGCUGUGUAGGAAAUCUGUAGGUCUAUGAGGAAACAUUGCUUGGUCCUAUCCUGCACGUGUUUUGUGCCUGUAAGACUUACGGUGCCUAGCUCUUGUGAAGGGUGGGAUGGCACCUGACACAAUCUAGAUAGCUGGUCAAAGUAAAAAAGAAGAAGAAGAAAAGUGAGGCCAAGAACUGAGAUUAGCUCUGCUUUGUUUUUUUUUUCUCUUUCUUGUCUGUAAGGUUUACAUUUCUAUUAAUGGAAAUAGGUGCAAGAAAGCUAGAUAGCUGUUACUAUAUCAGAACAUUGAUCUUAUAUAGUUUUUUUUAAGACCUAUGUUAAGCUUUA